This is a messenger RNA of Monoraphidium neglectum, 1842 nucleotides long. RefSeq lists its product as hypothetical. The transcript has 8 exons. The coding region runs from base 1 to 1842 and encodes 613 amino acids. The record is from RefSeq and is a predicted model, not a curated record. NCBI's taxonomy places the organism in Eukaryota, Viridiplantae, Chlorophyta, Chlorophyceae, Sphaeropleales, Selenastraceae.
AUGAGCGCGGAAACGGGUCAACAUGAAGCGGCUGUAUCCCCGGGUGUCCCAGCUGCACCCGCAAACGCCCCCAGCGCGGUGCCUGCCGAACUGCAACCCGACACUCGCGGUGUGGCGGCGGCGGCGGUCGACCCCCAGGCGGCGCCUCUCCUCCCAACAGCAGCUGCCUCUCCAGCCGCAGCUGAGGAGCACCCCUUUGAGACAGACCCUGGAGACCACGCAGAGACGCCGUUUGAGGCGUACGAGCACCUAGAGCCACUCCUGGCGCGCCUGGCGCGGCGCCUGGGCACCACCAAGGCGGCGCUGCGCGUGUACGACCCAUUCUACUGCGAGGGCCGAAUGGUGCAGCACAUGGCGCGGCUGGGGUUCGAGUCCGUGUACAACAGGAACGAGGACUUCUAUCAGGUCAGGGCCGAGGGGCGCUGCCCUGAGUAUGACGUGCUCCUCACCAACCCGCCCUUCAGCGGAGAUCACUUGGAGCGCAUAUUCCGGUUCGCGGUCAACUCAAACAAGCCCUGGUUCCUGCUCAUCCCGCAAUAUGUGGCCCGCAAGGCCUUCUACCUAGAGUGGCUCACCAACAGGCGCCCGAAGGGCGCACCCAAGCCGUCUUUCGUGGCCCCCACGCGCCAGCCCUACGUCUUUACUGCGCCGGACCGCGCAGAUGUCCGGCUCAUGCGGCUGGCGGACGGGCAACAGGCGGCGGCGGCAGCGGCGCCAGCAGCAGCGCAGCGGCAGGUGGCGGAAGGAGCCGCGUCGCAGGAGCAGGGAACGGCGCAAGGCCAGGUCGAGUGCUCCGGCUUGGGGGCGGAUGGAGAGGCCGAACAGCACCAGGACCAACUCUCGCAGCAGCAGCAGCAGCAGCAGCAGCAGCAGCAGCAGCAGCAGCAGCAGCAGCAGCAACCAGCCUUAUCAGACCAAGCCGCAGCCCCUGGCGCACUCGCCAGCAGCGGCGGCAGCAAUGCAGCCGGGGAAGUUGCCGGUCUUCCACCAGAUGCGGGCGCAGCACCCGCCGUCUCGGCGGCCCCGGCUGGACAGGCCUUCCAGGUCGCCGCGGGCAGCUUCCAGUGCGUGUGGUUCUUCAGCCUGGGGGAGCGCCACCACAAGCCGGUGGUGGAGUGGUGGGCCAACCAGCAGCAGCACCAGCGGGAGCAGCCGCAGCAGGAGCAGGAGGGGACAGCGGAGGACGCAGGCUCUAGAACAGCGGGCCCCAGCUGCACCGUUGUGUCGUCGAUUAACGAGGUGCCGCAGCUGAUGGCUGCUCCCAAGCUGACGCCUGCAGAGCGGAGGUGGCGGAAGAAGCAGCAGCAGGCGGGCGGGGAGCAGGCGGAAGGCGGCCAACAGCCAGAGCGUGGGGCGUCGGGCGGCAGGCAGGGUGAAAGCCGUGGUGGCCGGCAGCAGCAGCAGCGGCAGCAGGAGGGGGAGGCAGGCAGGAGUAGACAGGGCAGCAGGCAGGCACAGCAGCGGCGACAGCGUGUGCGCGUCCACGCUGCCGUCGCUGCGGGGCUCCCGCGACACCAUCAUCAUCAUCAUCAGCAGCAGCAGCGGCGGCAGGAGCAGCAGUGGUGGCGGGGGCAGCAACAGCAAGCGCGCUCCCGCAGCGCUCCCAGCAGCAGCGGCGGCGGCGGCGGCGGCGGCAGCGGCAGCAGCAGCGGCAGCAGCAGGGGCAGCAGCAUGGAGGUCGAACUCGACGUCCACGCACCCCCACGCUCGUGGGCGCAUUCGUUGCGCGAGUGGGGGGAGUUUUGCCAGCGAGUGUGGCUGUGCCGGCAGGACAAGCUUUUCAAGGUGGGGGGGACAGGUGACAGGCGGGGGGUGGUGAUGAGCAUCCGCAGGCUCCCAUGA